Messenger RNA from Dendronephthya gigantea, 2304 nucleotides. RefSeq lists its product as uncharacterized. Lineage: Eukaryota; Metazoa; Cnidaria; Anthozoa; Malacalcyonacea; Nephtheidae. The coding region runs from base 70 to 2304 and encodes 744 amino acids. The record is from RefSeq and is a predicted model, not a curated record. The transcript has 12 exons.
UGGGAGGAAGCCAAUGACACAUGCUGGAGACAUAAUGGAAGAUUGCUGGAUUUUGAAGACGAGGAAGAUAUGCUUUAUCUUGCAAAUUUCACAGACAGCCUUUGGAUUGGUCUCAAAAAGCACGCCGCAAAAUUCAUUUCGACAAAUAAUACUGGCGAGUAUUUAGAGGAUGAGAUUUGGCGUUGGUGUUAUUAUGACCACAAUGGUAUCACAAAGCGUGAAUACUGCCACAGGUUUCAUCCAUCCAUAUGUGUUAAACGAAGAUAUGAAGGAAAAUGUCAAGAAGGCUGGGAGAUGAAUGAUGAAUACUGCCAUCUUAAUGUUUAUUCCCUAAUGACCUGGUUUGCGGCAUUCGCUCACUGUCUGGCAAAACAGAGUGAAAUGUAUGUGGCGAGGUUACACGGAAAUUCCAUCGGCGCAACGAUGACUAAGCAAGACUAUUGGAUUGGUGUAGCAGAAAGACGACCGCUAAAACCUAUCCUGGGGUGGGAAUGGACAGACGGUAGGCCGCUACAAUGGGACGAAGCAAAAAUCGUGGUAUUGAACUAUGCGUGUUUAGGAUGUGGCAUUGUGCGUAAUCGAAUGGUCUAUCUGAACCGAUGUCUUUAUAUGUACCAAUUUCUUUGCGAUGGGGACUCGCCAUCAGCGAACGAAGACAUACACAAAAGAAAUUAUUUAUCUUGGGAAGACGCUGUGUUAAACUGUAAAGAAAAGUAUGGCAACAGCAGCUCUCUACUACCAUUAUCAACCGUUAAAUUUCGGAAUGUAUUGAAUGAACUGUAUAGUAACGGUUCUAUUCAAUUUGACAAAUACUAUCGGAUUGGGCUAAAAGAUAAGAUUAAUUCCAGCGAGGAAACUUGUACAAAAACCGAGAUUAGUACAGAAACAAAUAUGACGGAGUUUCGCGUGAGGAAAUGCUUCAGUUUUGUAUGUUGGCUACGCCCAAUAUCACUAGUCCAUGUAAACUGUGACUGGACCCUCCAUCCAGCUUGUGUCAAAGAUGCCAAGAAUGGCACUAACGAUUCGCUGUCCUGUGAGCCGUCGUGGGAAGUAAGAGUCAAGGAAGGAAAAUGUGUUAGAAUGUUUAAAAAUGUCCAAAUGCGAUGGCUUACAGCUUAUUUGUUCUGCCAAGGCCAGAAUGGUGAACUUUUACCGCCGAACAUGGUCCACCUCUUUAAUGAUUAUAACACGACGGGCUUGUCUGGGAAAUGCUGGGUGAACGAUUAUAAAUCCUUCUUACCUCAGGAUCCACUGGAAGGCUGGAAGUGGCCUAAUGGCACUCUAUUGAAUGUUUCCUACAACUGGGGGCUAACCGCAAGACUACGAGACAUUAAGAAAGAAAGAAGGACCUGGUGCGCUUAUGUACGUCCAGAACAGCGCAUUUGGGAGCAAUCUAAAUGUUCAGCUCCUCUUCGUUUUAUCUGUAAGAAAAAGUUUUUAACAGAGCCCUCAACAUCACCGGGUGAGGAAUCUGCUCAUAAAGAAGAAAUGUCAAAAGUAAUGAGAUCAGCAAGCGAAUUGAUUUACUGUCAGCGGGAAAACUGUACAAAAGAAACAAAAGAAAAGAAACAAAGUGUUGAGGAGUUAAUUUCUUCAGCCCAAAGAGAAAUUGUUGAAAUAGUGAACUCUAGUACCUUUAGUUAUUCAUUUAAUACGGUGAAACGCAAUAUUGAAUUAACGGUGUUUACGUCAGAAUUCAUAGAUCUUCAGUAUCAAAGAUCGAAUACCACCUCUGUUCCAACUAAAUCCAUCGCGAUGAUGUGCCAAAAUCGAUCAUCAUGUAUUAUCAAAGGAGUGAUAAUGAAAAUAAGUAACAUCACGAUCAGUUUAUCAAAAUCGUCGAACAACUCUGCAGCGCAACAGGCGGAUACAAUGUCGGUGGAUUACAUUGUCGAUGGACAAUUGGUCAACAAGUUAGACGAAGACGAGGAAGUAUCGCUCAAUUUUCAACUGGAGGAAGUGGUAACAGGAAGUCGGGUCAUGUGUAUGUUCUUGGAUGGACUUCUUUGGAAUACCAGAGGAAUGAAAGUUGGCUCGAUGGGCAACGACAUUGUUGAAUGUGUAACGAAUCACUUUUCUAGCUUUGCAAUGGUUGUUCUUGAUUCAGAGCCAAGUGAAGCUGAUAAAGAUGCUUUGAAGUUCAUCAGUUAUAUGGCUCAGGAUUGUCGCUGCAAAGAUUUGCAGAUUUUGACGACCAGUCGACACUUGGUACAUUUGAACUUGCAGAUCGCGCUGGGACUGACCCAGAUUGUUUUUCUCGCCGGAGGCAGUGCUACACAUGAUGAGGUUGGUAAUUUUCCAUGA